AUGUCCACAUUCAACUGGAACACAAUAGAGUCCGACCCAGGAAUAUUUACGGAAAUGGUAGAGAAGUUGGGAUGUCCAAAUAUUCAAUUUAAAGAACUUUAUUCGCUCGAUGAUAUUGAGACACUCGACCGGAUUAAACCAAUAGAAGGCAUAGUGUUACUGUUUGAAUAUGACAAAAGAGCGUUGACUUAUUUCCAAAGUGAAUUUUGUGGUAUUGACACCAAGGAAUACCCAGACCUCUUCUUUGCAAAGCAAGUUGUGAACAACGCGUGUGCGACUCAAGCCAUACUUUCCGUUUUACUCAAUUUGAAAACGAUAGACGUGGGAUCGACUCUGCAACAGUUUAAAGAAUCGGCAAUGAAGCUCUCUCCGUAUGACAGAGGUGUUGCAAUUGGCAAAUCAGAUAUCAUCCGAAAAACACAUAACGAGUUUGCUCAACCAUCGCAAGCUCUUCAAGAGAGAAUAUCAAAUAAGUUUUCUGGAGUGACUGGCAAGGCACAUCAUUUCAUAGGAAUCAUUCCAUAUAAUGGUAUUUUAUUAAUGUUAGAUGGGUUAAGUGAAGACCCUAUAGUAAUCGGUGGUGCUGAAGAUGAUUGGGUGACUACUGGCGUUAAACCUUUUUUUGAAGGGUUGUGUAAAGCGUUAAGUGGGAGUUUAGACUUUACUAUAUUAGCCGUUGUCCACAAUCAAGUGAACAAAUACAAAGAAUUAUAUGAAAGAGCUGUAGAGGAAAAAAGUGACAUGGCGACGACGUACAAAAGUAUGUUCGAGGAAGAGAUUCAAAAACGAAAGAAAGAAAGGGAAGAAAACACAAGGAGAAAACACGAUUAUAUGCCAUUAGCAUUGCAUGUGUUAUUAUUGAUGGGAAAAUACGGGAAAUUAGAACAACAAGUGACUCGAGCGGAGGAAGAAGCGCAGAAGAGUUGA
Molecule: messenger RNA, 927 nt
Organism: Entamoeba invadens IP1
Lineage: Eukaryota; Evosea; Mastigamoebida; Endamoebidae
Product: ubiquitin carboxyl-terminal hydrolase isozyme L5, putative
Exons: 2
Coding region: 1-927 (308 amino acids)
Biological process (GO): protein deubiquitination; ubiquitin-dependent protein catabolic process
Cellular component (GO): cytoplasm
Molecular function (GO): cysteine-type deubiquitinase activity
Source: RefSeq, a predicted model, not a curated record